AACGAAUAGGCCUUUUGAAAAGGCAUGCGAGCCGACAAUUUUGUUUAUGCAAAAUAAAAGUAAAAUUUACUUGUAUUUGCUGAAAUGUUAAGGAUAAAUCGACUUUACCAAUUGUUACCUGGAAUUAGAAGGUUUUGUUCAGCUCCUUCCGUGAAGUAUGAUGUUAUUGUAAUUGGUGGGGGUCAUGCUGGGACUGAGGCUUGUGCUGCAUCAGCUAGAAUGGGUGCAAGGACCCUCCUGGUGACCCACAAAUUCGCCACAAUCGGAGAGAUGUCGUGCAAUCCGUCAUUUGGUGGAAUUGGCAAGGGUCACUUGAUCCGGGAGAUUGAUGCUUUGGAUGGAAUCUGUGGCAGGUGCUGUGAUAUGUCUGGAGUGCAGUACAAGAUCCUCAAUAGGAGACGUGGUCCUGCUGUUUGGGGGCCUCGGGCUCAGAUCGACAGAGAUCUGUAUAAGAAGGCUGUCCAGGAUGAACUCACAAAAAUUGAAAAUCUCGAAAUCUGCACUUCCUCCGUGGAUAACUUGAUUCUCAGUGAAACGGAAGCUGGAGUAAAGUGUAGAGGUAUUCUCUUGGAGGGUGGAACGAGAAUUGAAUCUGAAACUGUGAUAAUUACGACUGGAACCUUCCUACGAGGUGAAAUUCAUAUUGGACUGAGCGUGAGGCCAGCUGGAAGAAUUGGAGAUGCACCGGCUGUUGGAUUAGCUGAAAGUCUGGAGAGGAUAGGCUUUAAGAUGUCACGCCUGAAAACAGGAACUCCACCGAGGAUCAGAAAAAAUUCCAUAGAUUUCAGAAAUCUCGUCAAACAAUUUGGGGAUGAUCCUCCAGUUCCAUUUUCUUUUGUCAAUUCGAAAGUUUGGCUGAAGUCUGAGGAUCAGAUGGUUUGUCAUCUGACUUACACUACUCCGGACAUCAAUGACAUCGUGAAGAAGAAUCUUCAUGUCAAUAGGCAUGUUUCUGAGGAGACCACUGGACCUCGCUAUUGUCCAUCAAUUGAGUCAAAAGUUUUGAGAUUCGGUGACAAAUCCCAUCAGAUCUGGUUGGAACCAGAAGGACUGCACAGCGAUGUGAUCUAUCCAAAUGGACUUUCUUGCACCCUUCCGGAGGAACAACAGGUGGAACUGGUGAGGAGAAUACCUGGACUCGAGUCAGCAGAAAUUAUCCGUCCAGGAUAUGGUGUUCAGUAUGAUUUCAUAGAUCCCCGUGAGCUGUUUCCUACGCUCGAAACCAAACGCGUUGCGGGAUUAUUUCUUGCCGGGCAGAUCAAUGGAACAACUGGGUAUGAGGAAGCUGCCGCUCAGGGGAUUCUUGCUGGAGCAAAUGCAGCUGCACGUGUUCAGAACAAACCGCCCUUGCUUAUCAACCGAACUGAUGCUUACAUCGGAGUUCUGGUGGAUGAUUUGACAACACUGGGUACAAAUGAACCAUACAGAAUGUUCACGAGUAGAGCUGAGUUUCGUCUGAGCCUCCGGCCGGACAAUGCUGAUAUGCGUCUCACGGAAAUGGGCUAUGCUCUCGAUCUUGUUGGCGAAGAGCGGUACAGAGGAUUUCUGAAGAUGCGUCAGAGACUGUCUGAAGCAACAGAGGCGAUGAAGAGUCUGAAAAGGAGAACAGCUCAGUGGAGGGAAGCUCUAAAAUUGCCACAGAGCAAAACAACGACUGUCAAGAGCGCCUUCGAGAUGUUAUCUAUUCCAGCAGAUGGCAUCACUGCUCAGCACAUUGCCGAUCUAGAACCGGGAGUUCUAGGUUGGAUUAGAGACGAUCCCUUGCUCUGUGAAAGACUGAAGAUUGAAGCUACUUACGAACUAGUUGUAGCUGAUCAAGCAAGAGAUGUUGAGGAAGUCAGGAGGGAUGAGCAACUCAUUAUUCCCAGAAAUAUCGACUACUUCUCAAAAUACCUCAAUUUAUCCUUCGAAGAGCGAGAAAAAUUGAUCUACAUUCAACCACAGACGAAAUCACAAUGCUUUCUCAUGCAGAUUGCUGCAGCUUCUCGAAUACAAGGAGUUACUCCAUCAGCAAUUGUACGACUCCUGAGGUUUGUGCGCCAAUCCAGUGGAAGUACUGAAGCGCCUACGACUUCUGCCUCUUCUCCAGUGUGAGCCAGAUACCAUUCUUUGGCGCCAAAAGGAAGGAUUGCACCGAAAUUUCAGGCGGGACUUUUUGCUUGGGUGCCAGCUUGAUGUUGUAGUUGGAUAGGAGAGUAUACAGCGCUACUUUUACUUGGAACAGCCCAAAACGCAUCCCAAUGCAAAUCCUUGGACCUUCUCCGAAGCCUAGAAAAGCAUAUCGAUUCCUCUCCAGCUUUUUUUCAUCCAAGAAACGAUCAGGAUCAAAAAUAUGGGGUUUGUCGUAAUGAUUAGGAUCCCUGUUUUUGGGGGCAAAGAACAUGAAACAUCAAUGAAACAUCUGUGAAAUAUAAGUAAAUGGCUCUUGGGUAUCUUA
Phlebotomus papatasi is the source of this 2437-nucleotide messenger RNA. Its product is annotated as protein MTO1 homolog, mitochondrial. Gene Ontology annotation, cellular component: cytosol. Gene Ontology annotation, molecular function: flavin adenine dinucleotide binding. The record is from RefSeq and is a predicted model, not a curated record. Gene Ontology annotation, biological process: tRNA wobble uridine modification; tRNA methylation. Lineage: Eukaryota; Metazoa; Arthropoda; Insecta; Diptera; Psychodidae. The coding region runs from base 85 to 2094 and encodes 669 amino acids. The transcript is spliced from 4 exons.